Molecule: messenger RNA, 1154 nt
Organism: Mugil cephalus (flathead mullet)
Lineage: Eukaryota; Metazoa; Chordata; Actinopteri; Mugiliformes; Mugilidae
Gene: pnp4b
Product: purine nucleoside phosphorylase 4b
Exons: 7
Coding region: 98-985 (295 amino acids)
Biological process (GO): nucleoside metabolic process
Cellular component (GO): cytoplasm
Molecular function (GO): purine-nucleoside phosphorylase activity
Source: RefSeq, a predicted model, not a curated record
CAAUGACCCUGACUAUCUACUCAUUGAUUGACCGAUCAGACAACUAGACAUUCGCUGUCUCCUUCUCCGUCGUCUCCUUCUGUCCUCUUGCCCAGCCAUGCACACCAAAGGAAGCUGCUGCUGCUGCUCCUUUGAGGACUACAAGCUGACGACAGAGUGGCUCCUGAACCAGACCAGCCACCGGCCCAAGGUGGCUGUGAUCUGUGGCUCUGGACUCGGCCUCCUGGCUGAUGGAGCCUCCAACAAACAGACCUUCAGGUACCAGGACAUCCCAAACUUCCCUGUCAGCACUGUUGCUGGACAUGAAGGCUGUCUGGUGUUUGGGACAAUUGAGGACACUCCCUGUGUCUUCAUGCAGGGACUCUUCCACCUGUACGAAGGUUACUCCCUCUGUCAGGUGACCUUCCCAGUGAGGAUCUUUAAGCUGAUGGGGGUGGACUCUGUCCUCGUGACCAACGCCUCUGGAGGGAUUUGUCCAGACUUUAAGGUCGGAGACAUCAUGAUCAUCAAAGACCACGUCAACCUGCCGGGGUUCGCGGGACAACACCCACUGUGUGGACCCAACGACGAGAGGUUUGGGAUCCGGUUCCCCUGCAUGUCUGACGCCUACAGUAAGGAUCUGAGGACACUGGCGUGGGACGUGAGUGUGGAGUUGGGUUGCAGAGACGUCCUCAGGGAGGGGGUCUACUGCAUGGUGAGUGGACCCAACUUUGAGACCAUCGCUGAGGCCCGGAUGCUGCUGAUCCUGGGCUGUGACUCCGUGGGAAUGAGCAUAGUUCCUGAGGUGACUGUCGCUAAACACUGUGGACUCCGGGUCCUCGGCCUGUCCCUCAUCACCAACAAGGUGUCUCUGGACUACAGUCGUGAGGAGAAGGUGAACCAUGAGGAGGUUCUAGAGAUCACUCAGAUGAGAGCGGAGGUUCUUCAGAGACUGGUUACUGCCCUGGUCCACCGCUGCCAGCAGCAUCCCGACAACACACACUGAAUACACCACACACUACUACUACUACACACUACUACACACUACUACUAUACUACUACUACUGCACACUAGUACCACUACACUACUACAGCCUGGUACUAGCUUCGUUAGCUUUUAGUCGUAAUUAUUCUCAUUAAAAGAAACAGUUGAAAUAAAUCGAAUGGUUGAAUAA